Molecule: messenger RNA, 1140 nt
Organism: Phymastichus coffea
Lineage: Eukaryota; Metazoa; Arthropoda; Insecta; Hymenoptera; Eulophidae
Exons: 3
Coding region: 1-1140 (379 amino acids)
Molecular function (GO): nucleic acid binding
Source: RefSeq, a predicted model, not a curated record
AUGAUCUUCGAGUUGGUUAAUGCCCCUGCAACCUUUAUGCACUUGAUGGACGCGCUGUAUGGACCAGAUUUCGAGCCACACGUAUUCAAGUACCUCGACGACAUGAUUAUAGUUACAGAAACGUUCGAGGAUCACUUGGUGUGGCUCGUGAAAGCGUUAGGGCGCAUGGUCCAGGCGGGUCUGAAGAUUAACGUCGAGAAGAGCGAGCUUGGCUGUUCUAUCGCGACGUUCUUGGGGUAUCUUCUCGACGAGAACGGGUUGCGGUCAGACCUCGAUCGUGUGAAACCCGUUCUAGACUUUCCGGCUCCGUGGAACAUCAAACAGCUGCGUCAGUUCCUGGGGAUGUGUGGAUGGUACUCUAGGUUUGUCGAACACGAGUUACAUGUAAAAGUGCUCCUAACGAAGCUGCUGCACAACAACGAGGUAUGGUGCUGGGACUUCGAACAACAACAAGCGUUCGACUCGCUGAAGCAAGCGUUGACUGAGGUCCCAGUGCUGGAUGUGGAGUCGAGGCCACAGAAGUUCCGGAAUUGGAAAGUCGAGAAUGGAAUGCUGUACAAGUAUGGUACCAAUAAACUCCUGGACUCGGUGACUUAUAAGGAGCAGUGCUGGCGGCUUGUCGUACCAGAGGAGCGUCGAUCACGUGUCAUGCGAGAUGCUCAUUGCAAACCGUCUGCGGGACAUCUUGGUCGUAAAAAGACGUAUGAUCGCAUCGCUCGCGAGUAUUUCUGGCCGGGUAUGUGGUAUAAUGUGCAGAAGUUUGUGCAGUCAUGCCAACUAUACCAGCCUUAUAAAGGUGAACAGGAUGUACCGAAGGGUUUAAUGAGUACGCGAGUGGUUGAGCGUUCGUGGGCAGUCAUUGCCACGGACGUAAUCGAGUUACCCCGUAGUAACAAUCGGUAUAAAUACCUGGUGGUAUUCCAGGACCUGUUCACCAAAUGGGUGGAGUUCAAGCCACUAACGGUCGCUACCGGCACAAUAUAUUCUGGUAUGGGUUGUACUAAAUUGAACAAACUAUUGAGCUGUUUGGAUUUGCCAGGUGUUUCUAUGGAUUUCUAUAAAAGGUAUGAGGCUGUUAUUGGACCUGUGAUUGAGAAGGCUGCGAUAGAGUUGCAAAAGAGCUGCUGGAGAAGAGAGUAA